AAAUACUCAUCCCUCUCUCUCUAUAGCUACAUCACACUCUUCGUGCUCUUCGCCCCCAUCUCUUUCUCUCUCUCUAUUUUCUUCGAACCCAUUUCGAAGAACCCUCUCAGAUCUCUCUCUACCCUUAGAUUCGUCUCUCUUUUCGAUCCAUCAAUGGCUUCUGUCACUGGAUCGUCCUUGACCUCUUUCUCAUGCUUUUUCAAACAAAACCAGGCACCCACCAGGAUCUCUAGUCCGAAUUCGGUGUCCCUAUCGAUUAAAGGGAAAGGCUUUACAUCACUUAGGAGCUACCCGGUGCCACAUCGCUUUCGGGUUUCAUGUGCGGCCAAAGUAGAGACUGUAGACAAAGUGUGUGAAAUAGUGAGGAAACAACUGGCACUACCUGCUGAGACUGCAGUCACUGGAGACUCAAAGUUCACAACACUUGGGGCUGAUUCUCUUGAUACGGUGGAGAUUGUGAUGGGACUUGAGGAGGAAUUUGGGAUCAGCGUGGAAGAAGAAAGUGCCCAGAGUAUUACCACUGUUCAAGAUGCAGCUGAUCUGAUCGAGAAGCUCAUUGAAAAGAAAGGUGCUUAAAAAAAACAAAAGACUCCACCGGACUAAUGGUCGUUUGGUAGGGAAGUUGUUUUUUUACUUUGUUUUGCCGAUAUCUUGGUAACCUUUUACUUCAAAAGCUUCCAGUGUGCUUGUUAGAUCGAAUUUAUCAGGUUUGUGUGUGUCUUGUUUCUCUUUGUUUUGUCAGAAAGCACUUGCAUACUGCCCUUUUUUCUUUUUCUGUUUCUUUUUUGUGAGACUUAAAAUUAAGUUCAUUUAAAAAAAUGUAUUAGAAAUUUAAUAAAUCUUAUUGCAUUUUUAUUAUA
This is a messenger RNA of Camellia sinensis, 860 nucleotides long. Its product is annotated as acyl carrier protein 1, chloroplastic. Gene Ontology annotation, molecular function: acyl carrier activity; phosphopantetheine binding. Gene Ontology annotation, biological process: fatty acid biosynthetic process. The record is from RefSeq and is a predicted model, not a curated record. NCBI's taxonomy places the organism in Eukaryota, Viridiplantae, Streptophyta, Magnoliopsida, Ericales, Theaceae.